GUACAGUAAACAUCAAGUCUUUAAAAGGCAAUUAGAGUUUCAACAACAAAAAUCGAUUGCUUCGUGUGACGAUGUCGCGAGGCAGUACACGAAUGGAUCGAUACGAGAAGUUGUCACGACUCGGUGAAGGAUCAUAUGGCAUUGUAUAUAAAUGUAGGGACAGAGAGACUGGAAAUUUAGUGGCAGUGAAACGUUUCGUGGAGUCAGAAGACGAUCCCGCGAUCAGAAAAAUUGCAUUACGUGAGAUUCGACUUCUGAAGAACUUGAAACAUCCUAACUUGGUGUGCCUGUUAGAAGUUUUCCGAAGAAAACGACGAUUGCAUUUAGUGUUUGAGUUUUGUGAACACACAGUUCUUCAUGAACUUGAAAGGAAUCCUCAGGGUUGCCCGGAUCAUUUAACCGCUCAAAUCACAUAUCAAACACUACUUGGGGUUGCUUAUUGUCACAAGCAAGGAUGCUUACAUCGUGAUAUAAAGCCAGAAAAUAUUCUGCUGACUGCUCAAGGGCAAGUGAAACUUUGCGAUUUUGGUUUUGCGAGAAUGUUAAGUCCUGGAGAAAACUACACAGAUUACGUUGCUACAAGAUGGUAUCGUGCGCCAGAACUUCUCGUUGGUGAUACUUCAUAUUCAACGCCUGUUGAUGUUUGGGCGAUUGGUUGUGUAUUUGCUGAACUGAUACGUGGCGAUGCCCUGUGGGCUGGCCGAUCUGAUGUUGAUCAACUGUAUUUAAUUCGACGAACCUUGGGAGACCUUUUGCCAAAACAUCUUCAAAUCUUCAGUCAAAAUGAAUUUUUCAGAGGAAUUUCUUUGCCUGUUCCCCCAACACUCGAAACCUUAGAAUCAAAGAUGCCUUCAAGGAUACUUCAAAAUCCUUAUGCGAUUGAUUUUCUUAAGAAAUGUCUUGAUAAAGACCCAAAUAAACGUUGGUCAUGUGACCGUCUCACUCAACAUCCCUACUUUGAAGACUUUGUUGUGAAGAACCCAAAAGAGCAAGAAGUGACAGUGAACAUUCCUGAUAGCAGUAGACAACCGAGAGAGAAGUCAAAAAUUUCUCAGACAUCUCUGCCAACAUUGGUACAGCAGGAAAGUCGAGUUCAACAUAAGAACAACACUUACUCACGAGCUGAUUUUAAUCAUCUACCGACGAUAUGAAAUUGCGUCAUCUCUUAAAUCAUUUUCGCAUUCACAACGAAACUUUUGUUGUCAUUUUCAUCUUCUUUGAAAAAUGUUUAUAAAGGAAAUUUUUCUUUCUGAUUAAAACAAUUAAUUUUCAUGUUUCAAAAAGAAAAAAAGUUUUAAUUAGCAUAAUUUCAGUUUCUGUUUAAAGUUUAAAUGUCAAUAUAAAGUUAUGAUUAAAAUGUUUCUUGUAAAUUAUAAAUCUAUGACAGACAGUGAAGUUCAAUGAAUGUUAGCUUAUUAAAAUUGAUUUGAAUUAUCUACCAGAAAUAAAAACUUGAAGACGUAUUCAUCCAACAUCCU
Clunio marinus is the source of this 1478-nucleotide messenger RNA. The record is from the annotation of a GenBank genome assembly. NCBI's taxonomy places the organism in Eukaryota, Metazoa, Arthropoda, Insecta, Diptera, Chironomidae.